CACAUAGCAGCAAGCCUCUCUUUUACAUACUCCCUUCCCCUAAACAGGAAUAUAUGUCAUGUUUUAAACAGGAAUAGAUUUUAUAUAUUUUAAACAGGAAUGGAUGUAGUAGGCGGUUUUCUGUCACACAGUUUCUUACAUCAUCCCUUCUGUCUGGAUUUUUCUCAGAAUUCACCCAGAAAACAACAAUUCGGCACAGACUGAGACUCCUGGAUCCUACAGUGUUUUACAGCACUAUCUACUCUUACCAGUGGCUGCUGAAAUAGGAGGAGAAACUGCUGCCUGAGGCCUGAGAACAGGGAGGCUAAGAUUCUAAGACUGCCACACAGGCAGCUCAACAGUCAUGUCAGCCUCCCUCCUGGUCGCUGAUCCCAUCUAUGCCACGGUUGUCCACACUGCCAAGGCUAAGGCAUGGGAGUCACCAGGUGCCGUGCCUGUACCUCCAGUCAGGCUGAGGGCUCCGGUGGACCUGAAGCUGACCCGCAGUCUCUCCAAGUCAGACUCAGACCUGUUUGUGUCUUCCCUGAGUGAAGAGGAUGGGGGUCUGAACGGCCACUGUGAGUCUGUGACCAACUGCAACUCUGGGAAAAAACGGAUGGAGAGAUCGCCCUCCUUCGCCUCAGAGUGGGAUGAGAUUGACAAGAUAAUGAACCUGAUUGGAGCAGGCAUCGAAUCGUCCAAUGACAAGCAGUGCAUAUCCCCAGAUGGGGCCUGCAGCAAAGCCUUGGACCAGCCCGUGGGAGAGUGGCUGGAGCAUGUGGGGCUGCCACAGUAUGAGAGCAAGCUGCUGCUUAAUGGCUUCGACGACCUACGCUACAUGGGCAGUAACGUGAUGGAGGACACGGAUCUUAGAGAUAUGGGAAUCACUGACCCUGGCCACAGAAAGAAGAUCAUCCGUGCAGCACGCAGCUUGCCCAAGGUGAAAGCCCUGGGCUGUGAUGGCAGCACCUCUCUGUCCACCUGGUUGGAUGUGCUAGGCCUCCAGGAGUACUUGCCUAACUUCCUGUCCAGUGGCUACCGUACCUUGGACUGUGUGAAGAAUCUAUGGGAGCUGGAGAUUGUCAAUGUGUUGAAAAUCAGCCCUCUGGGCCACAGGAAGAGAAUCAUAGCGUCUCUGGCAGAGCGGCCCUAUGAGGAGGCCCCGACCAAAUCACAGAUCUCUCAUCGUCUCUCACAGAUCAGGUUUCAGGACCUGUUGUCCCAGACAGGGACCUCUCCUCUGAGUCAGAUGGACCCUUCCACCAGUCGCUCCAUGGACAUGCUCCUGCCCUUGGGAGAGGGAAGCAGGAGGAGGAGAGCCAUGGACCAGGACUGUAGCGUGUCCCUGCGCUCCUACAGCGAGAGACCCCGCUCCCACGACAGGCAGAGUGACCGACAAAGGGAACCCCGUUUGACCCUCCGGCCGCCGAGCCAGUCUGCCACGUACACCACGGUCUCUGCUUGGCAUCACCAGCCUGAGAAACUUAUCUUAGAGUCUUGCGGGUAUGAGGCCAGUUAUAUGGGAUCAAUGAUUAUCAGGGAUCUAAGGGGGAUUGAGUCCACUCAAGAAGCCUGUGCUAAAAUUAGGAAGUCAAAGGACCAUUCAAAAAAGGGUCCCGUUGUCAUCCUCUCCAUCACUUAUAAAGGGGUCAAGUUCAUUGAUGCCGCCACUAAGACAAUAGUAGCCGAGCAUGAGAUCAGGAACAUCUCCUGUGCGGCCCAGGACCCCGAUGACCUCUGCACCUUCGCCUACAUCACCAAGGACAGUAAGAGUGGCCACCACUUCUGCCAUGUCUUCAGCACUGUGGAAGUGACUCAAACUUAUGAGAUCAUCCUGACACUGGGACAGGCAUUUGAGGUGGCCUAUCAGCUGGCUCUCCAGACCAAGGCCAGGCAGUAUGUCCCAGUCCCCCCACCGUCUCUGGGGUCAGAGGUCAUUGAGACCAAAUCCAGUCGGCCCACGUCACAACAAUGGAGCAGCAUGAGGAGAUCAACAGGUGCCCCUCUGCUAGAAUGCCGCUGCUGUUACUGUCACACGUGUACUACCCACCGCCCCUCCUUCCUCCCGUUGCACUCUGUUAGCCCUGGAGUCCAGAUUGACCCUCUGGAGAUGGACGCAGACAUGCAAUCCCUGGGCAGCGCCACCUGGCUCUUCAACCAGAGAGACUCCAACAAGCGCCCUGUCAGCACCAAGUACGAGACCACCAUAUUCUGAGGCUGGAUCCCCUGCACCGACCUCACCCUAUCCUAGCACCCAGUUUGCCCCCUUACCUCCACCGCCCUCUCUCUCUGUCUCAUGAGCCCUGUGCCUUCUCACUGUGAUGGUAGCAUCCCUAUGCGCUGCCCCUUCUCAUCUGCCCUGCUCUGACCUACACAAACCUUGCACUGCUCUGAGAUCACACAUCCCUGCUGCCCUCUCUCCUGUCCUGUUCUCACCCCUAGGCAGCCCGUUACCCUACUCCUCCUGACACUGCUGCAGCCGCUGAUGGGGCCCCUUGACUUGUGGAUGGACCUGGUGUGAACCUACAAUGGCCCUGUUCUCUCAACCAAACUGCCUCCUCCUCCCCCCAACUACUCAUCUGCAUCCACCCCUAUUACGUUUAUCAUCAUUGAAGAGAUUGUGGCUUUUUUGUUCUCUUCCUGUCAUGCUAUUCUUUUUCCAAGUGACUCCCUUCAGUCGAAACAAUCCUGACUUUUUUUUCUGUUGAGCUACCUGUUGCAUUUUUACCUGACAGUAACAUGAUUUGCAUUGGCUGUACUGCCAAUGUAAACAAGAAAAUUGCAAACCUUCAUAAGUUCCUCUUUUUAUCUAAUACCAAAGGAGUACUGCUCUUGGGCUAUUAUCCACAGAGUUUUGGUCCCAUGCAGUGGAAUAAAGAUCAUUAUCAUGUCCCAAACUCAGCCUAACCUUCCCAAACAACCUCCUCAGUCAUAAACAAUAUUUUAUUCCCUUCCCAAAGGGAUUAACAAUUUUUCUCAUCUUUUUAAUGUGUUUAUUUUUGUAUUUCACUUUUUCCCCCUCAGACAAGUUUAAUAUUUUUCUUUUCCUAUCUGUAGUUUGUCCUGUCUUACCAGGCAUCUACCACUGUGAGGCACUGCGAGGAGACAUAUCUAGCCUGGGAUGCAUGAAGGACAGAAAAUCUAUAAGACAAAAAACAAUCAACAAACUUUUUUCUAUGCAUUUUUAAUCGUACAAUGAUGGAUCGUCAAGGAAUCUUCCCUUUCCAUGUAUAAUGGAUCAAAAACUGAACCUCAAUUUCCUGUGUGAUUCUGUACACAAAUGGACAGGACAACUCUUCCAUCACUCUGCCAAGAACAGUAAUAGCCUUACUUCAAUCUGGCAAUCUAUCAGUUUAAAUCUAAACAUAAUCAAUUGAGCAUCCUUGCCACCAUCACACAUUCUCCACACUUGCUGACUGCUGCACGCAUCUUUCGUGGUUUAAAAUACUUACAACACUUUUGAGUUGACAACACAUGAACACUUUGGCUGAGCUGCAGUGAAGGUGUUGUAAUGGUACAGGUUUGUCUAGAUAAUAAUGUAAAUGAUGCUCUGUAGCUCCACAGUGUGCAAGGUGCCUCACCAGUCAUUUUAUUACCAAGAGAGACUGUUCGGCUCAUCAGAGAACACUGUGUUAAAACAUGGCACUAUCCCCUUUAAAACCUUUUUGUUUGUUUCAAAAAUGAUACGGUAUGUAUUUUGUUUAACAAUUAUUAAUAAGGAAUGCUUUUAAAAUUAACUGGGAUUCCUGAAAAAAUGUAUUUACUGAAAGAAACCAAGGGAAAUCGUAGCAACACCACAAUGUAUUGCCAUAGUAAAAUAAUGCAAAUACAAAUUCAUGACAAGUUGCCAAAACACCUCAUGAAGGUACAUUUGAUGGCAAUAAUUUCAUUUGCCAAUUCAUUGUGAAAGGUAUAAGAUAUCCCCAAUAACAUUGCUUAAAUUCUUUUAUAUGAGGCAAGGCAGGUUGUGUUGCCGGACUCCUGAUGCAACUGAUUCAGCAUGAGGUAAAAUGUGUCACUAGAAAAUGAACAACAGUGCCAAGGAUUCAGGCUUACUCAUAGUUUGAACUUUAAAUUUGAGGGAUCUAAAUGUAAUUAGAUAUGGUUUUAUUAUGCAAAUUUACUUUGGGUUGAAAAUAUAUUUGAAACUGCAUUCUUGUUUUUCCUUUCACUCUGUCUAAUACUGCAGGUCUACAGGAGCUAUCUGUUUGUAUUAUCUACUUGUGUUUUGCUCAACCUAUUUUGUGUGCUAUGUUGCCUUGUGUUGUGUCCUCCUGUGAGGAUGGCCUGUUUUGUCUCUGUCCGCUGUCCUCAUUCUGUGUCCCCUGCUGCAGGAUAUGUUAUGCUUAGCCUCUCUCCAAAUGGCACAGGAUGGCUGACUGGAGAAUGAGUGUUAAGACUUGACAGUCUCUGUGUGGUACUGUAGCUGUGUCUCAUCGUUGUUCUGUUCUGACUGAUACUGUAUCUGGCACUGAUGCAUGUGGCAAUAUUUGUGUUUCGUCCUCUGAUGCACUUGGCCCAUUGAGGUGUACAUAUGUAGCAGUGUCUGUUUAGUUUUUUCAUAUCAUUUGCCUUUUGUUUAACUGUAUCCAUUAUUACAACACAAAUACAGCACCUCAUCUCA
Oncorhynchus masou masou (cherry salmon) is the source of this 4603-nucleotide messenger RNA. RefSeq names its product ankyrin repeat and SAM domain-containing protein 1A-like. Gene Ontology annotation, biological process: ephrin receptor signaling pathway. Lineage: Eukaryota; Metazoa; Chordata; Actinopteri; Salmoniformes; Salmonidae. The record is from RefSeq and is a predicted model, not a curated record. Bases 344 to 2194 code for a protein of 616 amino acids. Gene Ontology annotation, molecular function: ephrin receptor binding. The transcript has 14 exons. Gene Ontology annotation, cellular component: cytosol.